Messenger RNA from Phyllopteryx taeniolatus (common seadragon), 915 nucleotides. It is a transcript of the gene mzt1, whose product is annotated as mitotic spindle organizing protein 1. Gene Ontology annotation, biological process: gamma-tubulin complex localization; microtubule nucleation by interphase microtubule organizing center; mitotic spindle assembly. The record is from RefSeq and is a predicted model, not a curated record. Gene Ontology annotation, cellular component: gamma-tubulin ring complex; spindle; centrosome. The transcript is spliced from 3 exons. Bases 221 to 445 code for a protein of 74 amino acids. Lineage: Eukaryota; Metazoa; Chordata; Actinopteri; Syngnathiformes; Syngnathidae.
CUUUCGAUCGUCAUGUCCGCUUCCUGUUUCUCCAAGCUAACUCCAGCAGGCUAAACAACGCGAGUGUAGAAUAUUGCUUCGUCGUCUAUUUUCACGAGACAAUUCUGUUUUAUAGCUUUCAUAAAAUGACCUGAAAAUGUUCAAGUCAUUUACACUCAAUUGGGUAAAUUGUUAAUAUUCUCGUGUGGGGCCUGUAGCAAGUUAGUAUCCAUUCAAGGCCAUGGCAAGUGCAUCCAACGCUAACCUGAAUGCAGUCCGGGAGACUAUGGACGUGUUACUGGAGAUCUCCAGGCUGCUAAACACUGGCUUGGACAUGGAGUCUUUGUCCAUCUGUGUGAGAUUAUGUGAGCAGGGCAUAAACCCAGAAGCUCUGUCUUCUGUCAUCAAGGAGCUGAGAAAAGCCUCCGAGACCCUCAAGGCUCCUGAGAAUUGCACAAAUGGAUGAAGCCUUCACUUGGGGUUUUUAACUGGAAUGCACCCGUUUCUUUACCCGAAUCAUGGAAGUUGCAGCCAUUUUGUCCUCACACUCUUCCCUCUGAUGCAGAUGUCAAUCUGAAUGUUUUUCCCUAAAAAGAGCACUAUCAUCUUAAUAUAAGCAAACACAUGACAUUUGUAAUAGUCCAUUUUUAAUCGUGUUUAAUUUUAAAUGUUAGAGAAGUGUCUUUUUUUUUUGUUUUUAUAUUUUGUAAACAUCCAUAUUGUGUCUAAUUCAAAACAACAAUCAAAGCCACUAGAUGGUGCUGUAACACCCUUUUUAUAAUCUGCAUUUAUUUUAGUUCAGGUUCAAAAUGGGCAACAGCCACAUGUAAAGAGAUUAAAAGUAAAACAUCUGUAGUGUUUACAAAUAAUUUUCAGUAUUACACAUAAGGAAAACUGGUCAAAUGAAAAGUCUUGAAUAAAAAAAUGCAUAAUACA